AUGGAACCCGAACGAAAACGUAGAUUCACCCGCAGAAAUCCACUCUCCGAUCGCACCAACAUUCCUCCUUCUUUCUCCGUUCCCGUCAAAUCAACCAAACUCAAACCUUCUUCUAUCCCGUUCAAAAAAUCAUCCACCAAAUCCACCUUUUCCACCAACGUUGCCGCGAAUCUUGACGCCGCCUCAAACCCUAGCUCUUUCGCACCGGCCUUUGUUUCAACGCCUUUGCCCAAAUCAUGGUCUCUUCGUGGGGUUGUUGAUUGUGAGGCUUUUGCGCCUCUUUCUGUAGUCUAUGGCCGAAGACAUUCUUCAAAUGAAAAGAAUGAUAAAGAGAAGGAAGUGGUUGUUCCUGCUAGAAGCGUGCCCAUUAAAAGGAAGGAUAGAGGGAAGGAAGUAGACAUUUCUACAACUAGCACACCCAUGGAUAAAUUGAAGGAAGUGGUCGUUCCUUCAAGUAGCGCGUCAAUUAAAAGGAGGGAUAAAGGGAAGGAAGUGGACAUUUCCGCAAGUAGCACACCCAUGGAUAAAUGGAAGGAAGCUGUCAUUCCUUCAAGUAGCGCGCCCAUUAAAAGGAGGGAUAAAGGGAAGGAAGUGGACAUUUCCGCAAGUAUCACGCCCAUAGAUAAAUGGAAGGAAGCUGUAAUUUCUUCAAGUAGCGCGUCCAUUAAAAGGUGGUAUAAAGGGAAGGAUGUGGACGUUCCUUCAAGUAGCGGGUCCAUGGAUAAAUGGAAGGAGGUUAUUCAUGCAAGUAGCACACCCAUUAAAAAGAAUGAUAAAGGGAAGGAAGUGGACAUUCCUUCAAGUAGCACAUCCAUGGAUAAACAAAAGGAAGUGGUCAUUCCUGCAAGUAGCACGUCCGUGGAUAAAAGGAAGGAAGUGGUCUUUCUUGCAAGUAGCACGUCUGUGGCUAAACGGAAGAAAGUGGUCAUUCUUGCCAGUAGCACACCUGUGGAUAAACGGAGGGAAGUGGUCAUUCCUGCAAGUAGCACUCCCGUGGAGAAACGGAGGGAAGUGGUCAUUCCUGCAAGUAGCACGUCCAUUACAAGGAAGUAUAAACGGAAGGAAGUGGACAUUCCUUCAAGUAGCAUGUCCAUUUCAAGGGUCUUUAGUUCUAGAAAGCCAAGUGAUGAUGGGGUUGAAGGUGCAAACCUACUCAAGGCCAAGGCUUUCUCAGUCCCUUGUAAAAAGAAGCAACGUGCCAGGUCAUCUAAACAGGAUAUUGUGUACACGGAUCCCAUCCUGCAAGAUUAUCUAAAAAAACAGAACGCAUACUUUAAAAUGAUUGAUGAAUUUGAACUCUUAGAAGAGGAGGUUGAAUCGCUUAGUGAUAGCUAG
Vicia faba (fava bean) is the source of this 1335-nucleotide messenger RNA. The record is from the annotation of a GenBank genome assembly. Lineage: Eukaryota; Viridiplantae; Streptophyta; Magnoliopsida; Fabales; Fabaceae.